AUACACGAGGUGAGGGCCGAGGGGGUGGCACGCGCGGGGCCGGUCCGGGUGUCGGCUGUGUGGUGGCUGAGUGAAUGUGAAUGCAAGGAGGUGCGAGACUAAGUUUCAGUGAGAAGAUGUAAAUUUAUCGAAAUUCGCGAUGAUUGAUUGUGAUUUAGAGCGAAUGGUGCACUCGCGAGCGUGACCAGACCGUUUCAGCUUUUGCCGACGCAAUGCCGCUGUAUGCAAGAUGCGUGUCUCCGAUUAAUUUGAGCAGCGCACCGCUGAAAGAUGCCGUCGACGAUGAGCGUGAGGCGAUCGCCAACAACACGCUGUCUGGUGUGCUUCGUCAGCUCGCCAGUCUCGUGCUGCACGCCGAGGACGUGUUUCACGAUUUACACAAGGACUUCGAGACCAUCUACAGGAGAGCUGGGGCACUGCAGACUCGCGUCAAACAAGUGCAAGAAAAGGCGAAUCGCCUCGACGCGAAAUCGGUCAUCGUCCCUGAGAGUGACCUGACGGCAUUCAGCGAGCGCACCGAGCACCACCACACCAACUAUGGCGAGGAGCGGCUGCUCUUCACUGCCGACAGUCGACCGGGGGCCAUCGAGAGGCUCUACCAGGAGGCCGUCCAGAACCCAGUGGUGGUAUUGCGGCAGCUCGACCUCUUCAGGAGUGACGGCAUGCGCUGCUCCAAGUUCUUCACCUGCACACCGACCACACAGCGAGAACGACUCCCGCUCGACAUCGAAACCAGGAGGCCGGAGGCGGUGGAGCAUCUGCCGGACUGGACGGCAGACGAGGCCGAGCUCACCUCGCCCGUGCACCCGGACCUGCGCUUCCACCCACUGGGACAGGCCGUGUCAGAGGGAGCCCUGUACCAGCUGCCGCCGCCGGAGCGGGUGACGGAGGCGCGCGCCCAGCGGUUCACUGCCGAGGUGGUCCCCGUGGACGUCACCGGCACCGGGUUCCAGCGGCUCGUCAAGUUCCGACAGUCACUUGUGCACUUCGAUUACGUCAAACGACGACGAAAGCGACGCGACCGCAACCGUCGGAACACGAUCGGCGACACGCGGGAGAUCGCGGAAGCGGCGCUGCGUCACGACCUGCCCAGUACGUCCGGUACGCUGGGCACCCGGAGCACGGCAGCCUCCACGGGUCGGGACGACCAGCAGACCCAGACGGAGGUGGACACCGAACUUAGCACGGCAGAGGACGAGCAGGAGCCGUCGUUCACGAGGCACACGGUGUGCGCGGACAUCGAGCGCGCCAUGGCAGAGGGUAGCUCCUCCGUCAGCCGACUACCUCAGCUGGGCGCCGCCAACACGUUCGACCCUCCGGAACGAGAGCCCGUCUACGAGCUGAUCCGUUCAACGCGCGCCCGUCUGCCGCUGCCGGUCGGCCCGGCGGCGGCCGUGCGCCGGCGCGCCGCAGCCCUCUCCGAGGCUUCCUCGUCUGGCCACGGCAGCGGCGGCUCUAACCGCACCUCUGCCGACUCUGAGCGGGUCGUGUCACCGGCAGACUCCGGCACGGUGACCUCGCCGGCAGAGGAAGCGCCCCACUCGCCGCCCGGCCGCAUCACGUCGCCUGUGGACUCGGGACUGUCGGACGGCGGCAGGCUGGAGGAGGUAUCGUUUGCCAGUGAUGAUACGGUGACGCCAGACUUCCCGGACGCUGAUGCCGAGGACGGUGAUGGUGAUACGAGCUCGGCGUUUUCGUGUGACACGGAGGGAUACUACACGUCCUUCCACUGUGACAGCGGUCUAAGGACGGCGCCGGAGAGCGAGUAUGAACUGGUGGGUCGGGGAAGCACUGGAACCGGCACUGCCUCCAACACCAGCGGCUCAGACAGUACGGUGGUGAUGCGGCGAAAACCGCCGCCGCCGCCACGCGCCAGCAGUCUGGAUGCCGGGAACCGAGAGAGCGUUGUCACGGUGAUUAACGUGGAGGCAGUGACCGCAGCCAGUGAGUCUACCGCUGAAGAAAAGGACGCGAAGGAGACAGCUGAGGCGACGGAGGCAUCCGAAGCGGCGGAAACGAAGGCCGAUGAGCCUGUGAAGUCGACGUCAAAUGUGUCUGCGGCGGCGGAGGUUCCAUCGGAGACCACCACCGCCACCGACGCUCGCCAGUCCUCCUGUUCUCCCACCGAGUCCGACCUGGACCUGCCGGAGCGUCAGCAGGACUUCCGCUCCAAGACGGAGAUGACGAGCGGCCGUAUUCCGUCUCUGUGCGUCAUCACGCCGCCGCCGCCCAGCGACGGUGACGACACGAGCAUGGAGUGGCCGCCGCCGGCCUCCCCGGUGCCGACUCUGCAGGUGGUGGCCGGCCGCGGUCCGGCGGGCGCCACGGUGCUCGUGCAGCCGGCGCCGCCGCCGCUGGCGCCGCCCCCUCCCGAGUCUGAGAGCCGGGCUCCGCGCGGACGCUCCCUCUCCCCACACUCCUCCCAGACGGCUCCCCGGCCGGCGCCGCGGCCUCCACCGCCCCGCACCGGCUCCCUGGACCGUGCCGUGGCUGCCCGCUACGGCAGCACGUCAGCAGCCGUCUACGCCAGUCUGCGAGCGGCUGGCGGCGGUCGGCCAAGCCCGCCGCCGAGCCCCCUGCCCAGCCCGCCUCCGGACCCGCGCCGUCCAGGGGCCCGACAGGAGACCGGGCAUCCCAGUGGCGAGGGGACGCCUCAGCAGCAGCAGCAGCGGCAACCACAGCAGCAGCAGCAGCAACAGCAACAGCAACAACAGCAGCGGCAGCAACAGCAACAACCACAGAAACGUCAGCAGCAGCAGGAGACGAGAAAGCUCGCCAGUCCAGUCCGUCAGGAGCCAGAGCUCGGGAGGGGAGAGCGGCGGCCACUGCCUGGGCACCAUGCCGUCGACGGCGGCCGCUCGAGCCCCCGGCGCCGCUCGCUGUCCCCGGCGGACCCGGCCGUCGCUCGGAGGUCCGUCUCUCCUCCGGGACGGGCCCGAUCGGCGAGCACCGGUCCGCGGCUGUCGUGGAGCGGCUCACCGCCGGCCCUGCAGCACCAGCUGCCGGCCAACCUGCGCUCGCCAACACUGGGACAGCCGCUGCUGCGGUCCCAGCCGGCAGUGGUCACACAGCCGCCGGCGCAGCUACAGCUGUAUCAGUACCAACAGCAACAGCAGCGUCUUCAGCAGCAGCAGCAGCAGCAGCAGCAGUAUCAACAACAACAGCAGUAUCAGCAGCAACAACAGCAGCUGUAUCAACAGCGCAUGGCCCAGCAGCAGCAACAGCUACAGCGACAGCAGCAGCAGCAGCAGCAGCAGCAACUGUAUCAGCAGCAGCGCCAACACCUGCUCCAGCAACAGCAGAGACUGGAGCAGCACCAGCCGUCUCCACAGAGGCGGACGCCCGAGGCGACAACCGGCGCUCUCCAGCAGGACGUCCCUCGGCACACACUGCCGGCGCCGACGGCCCACUCCACGCCUCAGCCUGGCGUCGGAGGCCGGCGCGUGCCAGCAUUGGAUGAAUCCACUACCGACAGCAGCCAGUCAUCCGGUGACGGUCCCUGUCCAGUGGAACCCGCCGCCGCGCCGCCGGCCGCGCGCGUCAGAAAACCGACGCCGGCCGCCGGCGCUGUGGCCACGCCGCCGCCAGCUCAGUUGUCUUCCGCGGCCCAGUCAGUAGCCAGGGCUCGACAGGGGUCGGCCGCUGCCGCCGCUGACGGGAAGGCCAAGUCGCGACUGCCGCGCGCCUUUUCACCGUUCAGUUUUGGCCGCGCCAGUCUGCGAUCCAAAAGUCCAUCAGCAGCCAGAGAGAAGGAACUGCGACGGAUGGCGAACCAGAGUGGUUCGGAGGCCGAUGACGAGCCCAAGACUGACGAACAGAAACUCAAGAGGCUAAAAAAGAAGUGGCUGUGGGCGCUGCCGAUGAAGCGGAGAGAGAAGAAGAAGGCGAAAGAUGAAACUGCCGAUGAUUCAGAUGAUGAGGGAGGCUUCCGCAGUGGCCAAGGCUCCAGUUUCGUGCGCUACGAGAGCCCCGAUUCUGUGUCGUCGGGAGUAUCGUCACGUGCUUCCACCCCGCUCACGGACGCGUCGCUUUCCUCGUCCUAUUACGAGAUGGAGCAGUAUUUUCCGGCGCUCAACACCAGUCAGGGCAGCGCGGCGGGAAUCAGCUCGAUAUCGGCGCAGUCGGACGACAGUGGCGCCGCACCGCGGGCUCGGGGCGAAACAGGUGGCCAGCUGACGGCGCCACGGCCUCCCGAUUUCUCAAACAGCUUCCUCGAGUACAGCCCUCCGGACGGCGGUACAGCGGCGGCGGCGGCGGUACCAUUCCAGUCUGCCAUGUACGCCACGCCGCCGCCGCGUGCCAACCUGGUUCCCAAGCCGCCGCGCGUCGCCGGGGCCAGUGCGGCGCCGCUGCGCGCUCCCGUCACGGACGCCAUCUACGGCACGCGCACGGUGUUCGCCCGGCCGCAGCCUCUGGCGUCGGGCGGCGCUCGUGCCCCAGCUCCUCCGUCCGUGGUGCGUACCGGUCCGGCGGCGGCGGCGGCUCGCUCCCGGCGCAGCUGGUCAGGCGCGCCUCCGGGACCGUCCGGCGGCAGCGGCGGCCAGCGCGCCAGCUGGGCCGGCCGCGCCUCGGGUCCUCCAGCUCCCAGUCCGCUGGCGCCGCUCACCCGGCCCACAUCGCUCACAGAGUUCAAACAGCUGAUCGCGCGUCAGGGCACCUCCUCGCCGGCGACUGGCGCGACGCCGCGACUGUCGGCGGCGGACCGGCUGCGGCCGGCGGCGGCGGACGCCACGCCGAGCCGCUCGCCGGCCGGGGUGGCACAGUCCCCGCUGGACGCUCGCAACUCGGCACGCGCCGUGCUCUUCCAGAAUCGGUUUGGCAGCCGACGCUGUCGAACGCCGCGUACAAACGUCAUCGCCACGACGAUUCCGGAGAGCGAGGAGGAGCCUCUGCCGCCGGCUCGCCGUCAGCUCUUCGCCGGCGAGUCGGGGGAGUCUGGCUCGUCGGGUUCGUCGCCCGAGACGGCCCUGCGAAUGAGCCCCUCGUCUCCGCCGCCUCCCUACUCUGCCAGCGGCUUCAAACCAGUCGGCGACGCUCGGCCACGCCGCUCCAGCAGCCUGGGUGAGGGCGACACGGUGCAGCGGCCGACGCCGCUGGCCACCUCGACCCCUGGCGGCGAGCGGCACAAGUUCCAGUGCAGGAGCCUGCCGCGGGGUCCGCUGGCAGCAACGUUUAGCUGUCGUUUGGGCGGCGAGCGGCCAUCGUACCUCCGUUCCCAGUCGCUGACGGCUGUCAUUGGGGACGGCUCGCGCGACGAGGGCGCCCCGCGGCGCUCCCCGGUCGGCAGAGUGGAGACUGCUCUGUGAGGAGUCUGGUGCACACAGACUGCUCUGGUCCUCGCAGACUGCUCUGUGAGGAGUCUGGUGCACACAGACUGCUCCGGUCCUCACAGACUGCUCUGUGAGGUGUCCGGUGCCGCCGACAGACGGGAGCUCGGCGCCACUGUCUCGCCCCUCGUCCUCGCCGAGGAGCGGUGAACAGUGCAGUGUCACCAGCAGAGGACCUCGGGAGUGGCGGGAUCUCAUCAGCCUACCAUGACUGCCUCUCCCGGGAGACCUCGAGUCCCAUAUGAGUCCCAGGAUGACCUCGAGUCCCAUGAGUCCCAGGAUGACCUCGAGUCCCAUGAGUCCCAGGAUGACCUCGAGUUCCAUGAGACUGGAAUCCCCACUGGGCAGCUGCCAGCACCCAUCUGUCGAUAGUGAUAUUUGUCAUGGUUUUAAUUCACUACUCGUUCCUUAGUUUUCAUGCAUAUAGCUUCAGUCAGUUCCUGCAAACAGAAACUGGUGAAAUGGUGGCGACAUUUGUGAAUCUAUUGUGUGUUUUGUAUUUUUGUACACUGUUUUAAGCGUGUAUUUAUAUCGGGAAUCCGUGAGCGUGGAUUGUGAGAGCAGCAGCAGCUUACAAAACUAGUCGAAGUUAAACUCAUUGUGUAAGUGUGGUAGGCGGAUGUCUGGUGACAUAAAUGACUGAGUGUA
This is a messenger RNA of Amphibalanus amphitrite, 5975 nucleotides long. Its product is annotated as serine/arginine repetitive matrix protein 2-like. The transcript has 9 exons. The coding region runs from base 213 to 5306 and encodes 1697 amino acids. Gene Ontology annotation, biological process: cell differentiation. The record is from RefSeq and is a predicted model, not a curated record. NCBI's taxonomy places the organism in Eukaryota, Metazoa, Arthropoda, Thecostraca, Balanomorpha, Balanidae.